Messenger RNA from Ooceraea biroi (clonal raider ant), 4243 nucleotides. RefSeq names its product UDP-glucuronosyltransferase 2C1. NCBI's taxonomy places the organism in Eukaryota, Metazoa, Arthropoda, Insecta, Hymenoptera, Formicidae. The record is from RefSeq and is a predicted model, not a curated record. Gene Ontology annotation, molecular function: UDP-glycosyltransferase activity.
UAAUAGAAUUAAAGUGAAAAUUCAAAUAAAAUGAUUGUCGUGAAUAAAUGAGGAUUUCAUUAUUGCAGUACUUGAAAUGAAAUAAAACAACAUCCUUUGCACUGUCGUUUGUUAACAACAGUAGCAUGUGAUUAUAUAUUAUCGCAGCUCGUUUGCAGCCAGCCAAGGAUAUCAAAAAUUUGACUUCAAAAUUCAAUGGUAAUGCAUUAAACUGGAGCAUGUCUUUUUAUCGAACAAACAGCAUGUGUUACCAAACAGUUUAAAUCCUUGCCGAAAAAGUUGACGAAAAGUUGUCUUAGUAAUUUCAAUUUUCAACUGUUCAUAGUAUCCUUCGUCAUUUUUUUCGUCCUUGUCAAGAAAUUGUAAUAAUUCUAAAGCUUGUAAAAAUAAGAAAGAUAAUAAUGUUUUUAUCUUUUCCAUUUUUAUGCGCCCUCGACAUUUGCAAUAUUCUAACCGAACGAUUUAGAAGCCAUGUGAGUACUUAGCAGCAAAAGCGAACGACUGUCAACAAUGCUACCAAAGAAGAAUAACGGCAAACAGUACAAAAACAUUCUGCGGAAAACGAAUGCUGCUUAAACAUUGUAUCCAUCAUUGCAUACGAUUGCGAUAAACCUUCUUCACUACAUCAUGCAUGUAGUUACGUUAUACAUGUAAGACCAAUGAAACGCAGAUAUGACAGUGGCAUUCCGUUUUAAGUCUGGCGCAUGUUGUCGUCGUGAUUGCACAGUUUUAUAUACGCCAUUUUGCACUUUUCAAUAUAUGUUUUUUACUUAAUUAUUUUUAAUAUUGCCACAUGAAGAAGAACAACAUCGAACACCCGAAUAUUAAGAAAACUUAAAAAUUAAGAAAAAUAAUACAAACUAACAGAUAGCAGAAUCCAAAUAACUUCACAAAACGUGGCCAUCAGUCUUCCAUGUGUCUCAAAUCUGAAUUUACGCAAGAGUUCAUAAAAACAAAACAUGCGGGUGCUGCCGAUGCUAGUUGUGUCGCUAUUAUGGCUGUUGGUUUGCAGUGCAUAUCGUUUUCUUGGGGUGUUUCCGCAUCAAGGCAAGAGCCGCUUUAAUAUGCUGGAAGGUCUGAUGAAGGGUUUGGCCGAUAAAGGGCAUCAGGUUGACAUAAUCAGUCCAUAUCCACAGAAAAAACUCUAUCCAAACUAUACCGAUAUCGCAACAUUGCAACUACCUGUAGAAUUAUGGAACAAUAUGACGUAUGAAUUUAUGCUACAAGUAGUAGUGGGCCCGAAUCCAGCAAAAGCUGUCGCGACAGACGGUGGUACUGAAUUUUGUAAACUCCAUCUGGGGAAUCCGGUAAUACAAAACAUAGUGCGCAAUCCGCCAAAGGAUCCACCCUACGACGCGAUGUUUAUGGAGCUUUUUGGUGCACCUUGCUUUGGAGCCAUCGCCCAUUUGUUAAACAUACCUCUGAUUGGAGUCAGUACGACGUCACUACUUCCAUGGCUUCAUGAAUUAAUCGCUCAGCCCGAGAAUUUGGCCAUCGUGCCGAAUAACUGUGUGAAUGUGAUCAUUCCCAUGAACUUGUGGCAACGUACAUACAAUGUUUUCUCCUUUAUCUACUCUAAGCUGUACUUCACCUACUACACAAGCUCACAGGACGAUAUAGUGAGGAAGUACUUCGGGCCGAAUCUGCCUAGCAUCCGGAGUAUGAACGUGGCACUGAUCCUCAUUAACUCUCACAUCGCUGUGAAUGGGAUCCAACCGAUGACACCUGCUCUCGUCCCAAUAGGCGGAAUCCAUAUCCGAAAGGACGAUUCGCCAUUGCCUCAAGAAUUAAAGAAAUGGAUGGACGAUAGUAAAGACGGUUUUGUGUACUUCACCUUCGGCUCGAUGGUACUGAUUGAAACGUUUCCGCGCAAAAUCCUCGAUGUGUUUUAUGCCUCCUUGGGCAAGAUAGCACCUGUACGAGUUCUAAUGAAGGUGCCGAAGCCGAAAAAGUUGCCGCCUGGGUUACCCAAAAAUAUUCAUACGUCCCCUUGGUUGCCGCAACUUAAAGUAUUAAAUCAUCCCAAUAUAAGAGCCUUCAUUACUCAUGGUGGGCUCAUGGGUACCCUUGAAGCAAUCACUUAUGGUGUUCCCAUGAUUGGAAUUCCUCUAUAUGUCGAUCAAUAUAACAACAUCGAUGCUUACGUCGCGAAAAACAUUGCUGUGAAACUGGAUGUCCAUAAGAUGACUGAAGAAGACAUGGAUGCAGCCUUGAACGCGAUCUUGCACGACCCGAAAUACAUAGAGAAUAUUAAAAAGGUGUCCCAAAGAUUCCACGAUCAACCGCUUAGCCCUGUUGACACCGCGAAUUACUGGAUCGACUACGUGAUUAAAUACGGCGACGAUGUCUUACGAUCGCCCGCCAUGGAUUUGGCCUGGUGGCAAAUAUACCUCAUCGAUGUGGCCGCGUGUCUGUUGCUUUGCGCGGCAGCCAUUAUUACAGUGGCGGUGUUCAUCAUACGUUUCAUGAUGAAAAUGAUAAAUAGAAAUCAUCAGAGGUUGUUACAUUCGAAGAAGACUAAUUAGCUGCGUUUAUUCGAGAGAAGUAUUAGAAUAAAAGAAACAACAUUAUGUAAUGAUUCAUGGAAGGCUAUUAAGUUUUAGCAGAUUCCUAUAGGAAAUUAUACUAUUAGAAAUAUUUAUUCCAUCAUAUGCUAAUAUAAUAUACUAUAUAGUAUAUACAAAAACAAGUAAAGGAGUUUUUAUUCUGCGCAACCAAUAAAACGAAUUCUGUGUGCUACAAUCCUCAAUUUGGGGAGAUUACGAUUUCUGAGGCGCCCCGAUUUGACCGUUGACUCUUCAUCUAUGGGCCAUUACAAAGUGAAUUUGAAGAGUGACAAAAGUCGAUUUUCCGCUUAGUUUCCUAGUUAAAACGUUAUUUAAAUAGUAAAGAUCGCAAAAGUUUUUACUGUAUAUCUCCGAAAAUAUUGAUGUGAGGAAAAAAAGUGUUAGGCAAAAAAUGGAACCACUGAAAAACUCUACAAAAAAGUUAUAUGCAUAUUUAUUUUACAUAAACGCUUUAUUUUGGCUGUUGUGUUAGAAAAUAAUAAUUUUAACGGUAAAACUGCUGUUUAGGGGACCCACCUCCGAUGACCUUGACCUCGACCUUGACAUAUGUUGUGUAGGUCACUCAGGAAAGUGUUCUCUAUAACAUAUGUCAAGGUCAAGGUCAUUGGAGGUGGGUCCUCUAAACAGCAGUUUUACCAUUUUCACUUAUAAAGGGCUGGUAUUUUUCCAUUGAAAUAAAUUUUGGUAAAUAUGAAGAAGAGCUCCUUACCGGGAUCCGUGCCGUGUAUGUACCAGGUGAUCAAAAUCUGUAUGGUAAAAUCUGUUACACUAGCUCCAGCGGGGUAGAGGGGCGAAGCCCCUCCCCCCUCCCCGCCCACCCGCGUAGCGGGCUGAAAACCGCGCAUGCUCGGUCAGUGUGUGCUACGCCUGUAGGCUAGUAGAUUGUCGGUAUGACAGAUUUUCUUACCCCGAAACUAUCACUUUUUAACAAUUUGUAACUUUGGUUCUAGUUGAGAGCGACGAUUUUAAUUUUCAAAUUCGUGUUUUACGCACUUAAAUGUAUUAAAAAUUGUUAUUUUUUACAUAACAGGAAAAUAAUAGGUUUAUAAAAAAAAAUGCAUAUCACCUUUUUUAUAGGGUUUUUUAGUGGUUUCAUGUUUUGCUCACAAAUUUUUUUCCUCAAAUCAAUAUUUCCGCAGAUAUACAGUAAAAACUUUUGCGAUCUUACAAUUUUGAUAAGGUGUUUACUCGAAAACUAAGCGGAAAAUCAACUUUAGUCACUCUUCAAAUUCGCUUUGUAAUGGUCGAUAGAUGAAGAAUCAACGGUCAAAUCGGGGCGCCUCAGAAAUCGUAAUUGUGCCCUCAAUUUUGUCGGAAAUUCAACAUCCCCUAAAACGUUAAUAUUGACCUCUAUAUGUACCGGAGUGAGUGUGCCUAUUGAGAUAGAAGUAUUUGAAAUCAUUUGUUAAUUGAAAAUUAAGAAAUGGUGCACUAUUGUAAUAAACAAUUGUAAAUCCAUGAUUAUGCUGGUGUGUUAAAGGCCCAAUGUUUUUUAAUAAAGGUAGUAAACCUGUGCCUGACGUCAUCUUUAUGCGAUAGACCAAUCAGAUGAUACUAGAAAGAUACAAAGAUUCAUCAACCAAUCAUUCGUCAGUUCCUUCGUGAUUUUAAGAAAUUGUAAUACUUCACAAUCUCUUGUAAAAAGAAGAAAGAUAAUAAUGUUUUUAUCUUCUCCA